Messenger RNA from Morone saxatilis (striped sea-bass), 1427 nucleotides. RefSeq names its product twisted gastrulation BMP signaling modulator 1a (gene twsg1a). Lineage: Eukaryota; Metazoa; Chordata; Actinopteri; Moronidae. The transcript has 6 exons. The record is from RefSeq and is a predicted model, not a curated record. Gene Ontology annotation, biological process: regulation of BMP signaling pathway. Bases 466 to 1137 code for a protein of 223 amino acids.
ACGCAUCUCAGCGGGGAGUCUGCCCGACUUCACAGCUUCCGAAUCGGCCUUUUCUCACCUAAUGAGCGCACUCACAAGGCCGCUGAUAAGCCCGGAGACAAAGGGCUGUGUAAUGGAGUGGGGGUGGCUUGGAAAGAAAAGAUUUGCCUGUGUGAAAGAGGCCAAACAGAGCCCACCUGGACAGGCGAGCAAUGGCCGGAGUCUGGCUUAAAAGGAGACGUUGGGUAGAAAAUGGAGUGUGUGCCUUUAAGGCGCCCGACUGCCUGUCGCUUUUUGCUGCGGAGAGACUGACGCCCUCUGGACACAGUGGACACUUGAGCGGCGGCAGCACACCAUCCUGGAGAAGUUCAAAGAGGAAAAAACAGCCACAACCCGCUCUUAAAAAAAAAAAAAGAAAGGAGAAAAGUCGUGAGGUCGUUCAACAGCGUUGUGGUGUUUCCAGUGCCGUGCUGGUGAGCCAUCAGGAUGAAGCCUGGUCAGCUGAUCGUCCUCCCCGCCGCCGCCGCUCUCCUCUUCCUCCUUUCAGGGCUGUCUCUGACCUCCGGCUGCAACAAGGCCCUCUGCGCGAGCGACGUCAGCAAAUGUCUCAUCCAGGAGCUGUGCCAGUGUCGUCCGUCUGAUGGGAACUGUUCGUGCUGUAAAGAGUGCAUGCUGUGUCUGGGGAACCUUUGGGAAGAGUGCUGCGACUGCGUGGGGAUGUGUAACCCCAAGAACUACAGCGACUCUCCGGCCACGUCGAAGAGCACCGUGGAGGAGCUGCACCGUCCGAUCCCCUCGCUCUUCCGGGCCCUCACGGAAGGCGACGCUCCGAUCAACAUGAUGGUGGUGUCCUUCCCCGUCGCCGAGGAGCUCUCCCAUCACGAGAACCUGGUGUCCUUCCUGGAGUCGCUCGACAACCAGCCCCAGAACGUCUCCGUGCCUGGCAACAGCAUCCACGCCAGCUACGACACUCAAGAAAACAUGUGCACAGUGGUCUACUUUGACGACUGCGUGUCUAUCCGUCAGUGUAAACUAUACUGUGAGUCAAUGGGAGGAUCCAAGUACCGCUGGUUUCACAACGCCUGCUGCCAGUGCAUCGGACCCGAGUGCGUGGACUACGGCAGCAAGGCUGUGAAGUGCAUGAACUGUCUCUUCUGAAGUGCGGGCACAUAUUGGUACCAAAUGUCUGGACCAGAGGACUGAGGGCAGAGGAAACUAUGACUGUUAUGUGUUAGCAUUCCUCAGUUACCUUGUAAAAUACCCCCCACAAACCCUUUCUCCUACCCCUGCAAAUUGUUUUUAUUCUGCUGUUAUGUCUCACUGUAUAUUUUUAGAUAUGUUUUCAAUAGUGUUUUUUACUAGAGGUGUAUAUGAAUAAUGUAUUUUUACAAUUAUGGUCUGCUAAAUCCCAGUCUCAUGCCAAAUAAAGAAAAGUUUGGUGACAUGGA